AACACUAGUAAAUUAGGUACUAUGCUAUAUAAUAGUUAAAAUAUGUUCAAUCUUAUCGAUAAUCGAUGAAAAAUAAUAACACCUACGUAGUAGGUAUAAUACGUACGUAACUGUAGUUAUAGUAUUAAUUGUACUUAGCAAACUAUUUUUACCUACCCAUUCGUCCAAAACUUUAGGUGGUUCAAAAAUGCACCUUACUGUGCGUACUCUCGACGCCACUGCGUGUAUGCGUGUAUAGUACACUGUGUACACUACGAUGGCGAUGUCGAUUUUGAUAGAUGAGAUGAUAAAAUCAUGUGUUUCAGUGGGUGUGGUUUCUUAGCAACACGUUGGGUCAAUGACUGAAAUCGUAUUAUAUAACAUGGUAUAGUGGCUGGUACCCUCGACGCACAUGUCCCGUCCGCUUUAUUACAAUAAUACACAUUGCGCCUGAUAGUGGCGUCGCUAACGUAGACAAUAGCACAGACUUGAGUCGGUAAAAUGUCCAACUCUGAGGUGCACACAGAACCGAAACAGCCUAAUAACAACAACAACAGUAGUAAUAAUAAAAAUAAUAAUGUUAAACCAGCACAGCAACAGCAGCAGCAGGAGAGGAGGAAGAAUAAAAAGAUAGACAAGGUACAAUGUGACGGCAGACUGAAAAUUAUAAUAAACAGAGAAAAUGAAUUGCGGGCCAGAUGGCCGGAACGGUGGGGGUUUUAUUCGAAAAAUAACGUGGAAAAACUGUGGAGCGAACAUGCUGUCAAUUUAGGAUUACCAGAAAAUUUUAUCGAUCUCAGAAGACAAAAACUACGUAAACAAGAUAGAAUUCAACCGUUGAUCGACGCGGUACCAUCACCGACGUGCAUUCCCCUAACGUCGUCAGGUUUUGUGGGAUGGCGUUCCUCGCAAAGAAUUUGUAAUUUGGAAAUGUUUGGCAGGACUUUUGAUUACAAUAAAUUAGAUACUCGGAUGUUGAAACCAGACAACGAGCCAGAUCAAAAACUACAGAGAUUUAUAAUUCUAGGAUAAAUAUUUCUGGUUACUUUCCUAGAUGAGCAGGAAUUCACUUCAACUGCAACCAGUUCUUCUAGAUUUAAAAAUCAAAAAACACCAAGAACUUUACAACAAAUACCAAAUAUUAAACAUGUUGGAAAUAAUAUAAUAAAAAUAAACAUGCAAACAUAAUAUAAAAAAAAUUGUAGCCUAUAUAGUAUAUACUGCAUGUACUCGUGUCCUCUUGUUCUUGAAAGCUUUGGGCUAAGUACUCUAGUCACAGAUCUUGGGGGAACAACCAACCUGAAUUUUUUGUGAACAAACUAAGAGCAACUUGAUGCUCCUUAACCCUUUCACUGCUGAAUUUGAAAUAUUUUCCAAUAUAAUGUACUGUGUGGGGAUAACAUUUAUUCUUUUAUACAUUGAACAAUAUUUCUCUUACAACAGAGAUUUAAUAGAAAGACCACUCCCGUAAAAUGUUUAGAUAAGUUUGGUAUUAGCGCUCAUGAUGAUCGUCUUAAUUACAAUACAAUCGAUAUUACUGCUACAAAUCAAUAUUAAUACUAUAUCAAUAUAAAUGUUAUCAAAAUGGUAUUUUGAAUACUUGUACUGAAUUAAAUAAAGUAAUAUAUUCAAUUCAUUAUGUCAAUAAAUAUUUAUUUUGUUAUACAAUUUAAAAUGUAAGUAUAAAACAAUUACUUGCAUAGGGUAAAGCAUGCAGCUAUUAGCACCUAGUAAUUUUGUAAUAAAUAAUGUUUUAUUAUGAUUUAUAGGGAUAUUUUUUUAAUUAUACGAGGUUAAGAAAAUAUUCAUUCAAACAAUAAGUAGCAGAAAGUUUGAAAUGCAAGUAUGACAAAUUUCAGUUAAUUGCUUCACCCAUUGACAUAAGCUCUACACAUACCCGAGGUUAUAAUAUUAUCAUUACUGUAUGGGAUUGACACUAGAGUAGUAUGAAGUUGAACAUUACAAUCAGUUUCCCCAACAAUAGAUUCAAUAGGUAUUUCAUUAAAAAAAAUUCUUAUAAAUUAUCCAAGACUCCAUUGCAGUUGUCAUCUUCACAAUUCCCACCAACGGAAUGACUAGUUGUAAGAUUAUAAAUGACAAAAGCUUUAAAAGAAGAUAGUAAGUUGCAGGAUUGGGUUAAUAUUUUUCAUUACAUGGCUUCUUAUUGAGACCGAGAACUACCCAAAAGUUUUCUAUUGGGCGGGUCCUGGUUGAAAUUUCUAAGUAAAACAUACUAGAAACUAUCUUUCAGUAGUCAUUUACAAAUUAACUGCAUUCCUUUAUAUAGAUAGUUCUGAUCCAGUUUGAAACUGAUCAUAAUUCAUGUUACUUAGAACUUCAAGAGCUUUUGGCCAAAACUUAAAAUAAGGUGAGUUUAAUGUUACCGUACUACACAGCUCUUUAUCUUGGAUAAGUCCUAUAACAUAUCCGUUUGCACUAUCCAAAAGCUUGUCAAUGAAUAGACAUUUCUAGCCAG
Molecule: messenger RNA, 2455 nt
Organism: Myzus persicae (green peach aphid)
Lineage: Eukaryota; Metazoa; Arthropoda; Insecta; Hemiptera; Aphididae
Exons: 5
Coding region: 481-1011 (176 amino acids)
Source: RefSeq, a predicted model, not a curated record